GGUGAUACCCACCGCCAGGGCAGCAUCAAGUCGAGGCCUGAACUUUGCCUUGCUAUAUAAUCCUCCUGUUCCUGCCGUGAGAGCAAAGGCCUCCUGGAUCAACUCGACUUUGUUGCAGCCAUGUCCGACUCCAAGUUGACGUACACUCCUAUCGAGGAUAUCCCUCAGAUCUAUGAGACACUUCAGAAGGGUUUCCGGUCUGGCAAGACCAAGUCCAUCGCCUACCGGAAGGAGCAGCUCGCCCAGCUUUCGUAUCUCAUACAUGACAACAAGGCCCGCUUUCGGGAGGCAUUCACCGCUGAUCUUGGACGUCCGGCGGAAGAAGUCGACAUGCUGGAGCUGAGUGUCGUGCUUGCGGAGAUGAAUGAUCUCUACGACAACGUUGCGAAGUGGUCCGCGACGGAGAAGGCGCCAUUCGACGCUUCGUGGUUCCUCAUGUCUCCGGCCAUCCGCAAGGAGCCCAAGGGUGUGGUGCUCAUCAUUGCACCCUUCAACUAUCCUGUAAUGCUUGCCCUGGGCCCCCUUGCGAGCGCGAUGGCCGCGGGCUGUGCCGUCGUUGUCAAACCGUCGGAGUUGACGCCUACUAUAAGCGGCCUCAUGGGGGAGCUUAUGCCGAAAUAUCUCGACCAGGACAUGUACCAAAUGGUCAAUGGAAGCAUCCCGGAGACUACGAGGCUCCUUGAGCUCAAGUGGGACCACAUCAUGUACACAGGAAGUGGUCGUGUGGCAAAGAUUAUCAGUGUCGCCGCAGCGCAGCACUUAACUCCAGUCACGCUCGAACUCGGCGGCAAGAGUCCCGUGGUCAUAGACCCGAAAUGCGACGUCAACACUGCCGCGAAGCGCAUUUUGUGGGGCAAGAUCGCCAACGCAGGCCAGAUCUGCCUCGCCCCCGACUAUGUUCUCGUCCCACGCGACUUCCAAGACACUUUCGUCGCCGCGGUGCAGCGCGCCUACAAGGAGUUCUUCGCUACGGGCGCAAAACCGGAUGUGAUGUCGCAUAUAGUCACCACGGCGCACACGCAGCGCAUCAAGCGCUUGAUCGACGAGACGAAGGGCACUGUGGUGUUUGGCGGGAAGGUGGACCUGGACGGACGGUGGGUCGAGCCGACGCUGGUGAAGGACGUCAAGGGAGACGAUUCCCUCAUGAGCGAGGAGAUAUUUGGUCCCGUGUUGCCGAUCAUACCGGUCAAGGACGUCGACGAGGCCAUCGAAUUUAUCAAUGCUCGGGAUGACCCGCUCGGCCUGUAUAUCUUCUCGAACGAUUCGGCAUUCAAGGCCAAGGUUAUCGACAACACCAGGAGCGGAGGCGCCUCGGUGAACGAGGUCGUCGUACACUUCGCCACUCAUGGUCUGCCGUUCGGUGGUAUCGGCCCCAGCGGAUAUGGAUACGGCCAUGGAAAGUACGGCUUCGACACCUUCACCCACUUGAGGUCAACCUUGGAUAACCCCAACUGGAUUGAUACUAUCUUGAUGUCGGGGAGGUAUCCUCCUUACAAGGUACGCGUCUGACUAUCUAUCUUUGGUGAAACGGCGCUCAAGAGGUCGUACCUAGCGGGCAGCGACGGAGAGGCUCAACUGGUUCAUGGCACCUGCCUUGCCCCCGCGCCCCGGAAGCCGCCCUGGGAUCUUGCGGAGGUUGCGAUUCCUGUUCGCCUUUGUGGUGAUAGGGCUGCUUACGAGAACGGGCUGGCGUGCGCUUGCUCGCUGGGGCUUGUAUUAGGUGAAACACGAGCUGUGAAGACCGCCGCAGUGCUAUGCCCAUCUAGGCCCCGAGGAUUG
Molecule: messenger RNA, 1779 nt
Organism: Laetiporus sulphureus 93-53
Lineage: Eukaryota; Fungi; Basidiomycota; Agaricomycetes; Polyporales; Laetiporaceae
Product: NAD-dependent aldehyde dehydrogenase
Exons: 16
Coding region: 121-1509 (462 amino acids)
Biological process (GO): aldehyde metabolic process
Cellular component (GO): cytoplasm
Molecular function (GO): aldehyde dehydrogenase (NAD+) activity
Source: RefSeq, a predicted model, not a curated record